Molecule: messenger RNA, 558 nt
Organism: Penicillium chermesinum
Lineage: Eukaryota; Fungi; Ascomycota; Eurotiomycetes; Eurotiales; Aspergillaceae
Product: aldehyde dehydrogenase
Exons: 4
Coding region: 1-558 (185 amino acids)
Biological process (GO): aldehyde metabolic process
Cellular component (GO): cytoplasm
Molecular function (GO): aldehyde dehydrogenase (NAD+) activity
Source: RefSeq, a predicted model, not a curated record
AUGAAACCGACUAUUGUGUCGAAUCUUGAGAUGGAUGACAGCCUCUUGGGGGGUGAACUUUUUGGCCCUAUCUGCCCUGUGGUCAAGGCAGAUACGAAAGCAGCCUGUGAAGCAGUGAACACCAAGGAUCAUCCCUUAGCGUUAUACAUCUUCAGUAACGAUAAGAGCGAAAUUGAAACUAUACUCAACAACACAAAUUCCGGUGGUGUCACAAUCAACGACGUCGUCCUCCACGCAGGCUUUCCCGGUGCGCCAUUCGGGGGAGUUGGAGGAAGUGGCCACGGCUACUACCAUGGGCCGUACGGGUUCAAGCAAUUCUCACAUUUAAGGGUAGUCGUGAACACGCCCAAAUGGCUGGAGCGUUUUAUCGAGUUUCGGUAUCCGCCCUACGACAAUUCUAAGCUAGCUAAGGUGCCAAAACCUAAAGCCAAAUUCAAGCGAGGGGAGACCAUCGAAGACCAACGACCAGGGGGAUUAUGGCUGUCUCGAGCAGGGGUGUUGGCGGCAGUAAGCGUCGCCUUUGGUGCUUUUGCCUAUUACCGGCGGACAUCUCGUUAA